Messenger RNA from Naegleria gruberi, 777 nucleotides. RefSeq lists its product as uncharacterized. The record is from RefSeq and is a predicted model, not a curated record. The transcript has a single exon. The coding region runs from base 1 to 777 and encodes 258 amino acids. Lineage: Eukaryota; Heterolobosea; Eutetramitea; Acrasida; Naegleriidae.
AUGUCAUCAUUCACUUUACCUUUGAUGUUUGGCAUUUUGCUCAUCGCAUCAACCAUUCACUGUUUUCCAACCUCUAUGUUAUCUAAAAUUUAUCAACCACACAAUCAAGCAAUUUCCUUCUCUACCAACAAUCUAGACAAUUCCACCUUCACCUCCCGAUCACUUUUAUUGGGAGAUUUAUAUGGAUUUGAUGGACAAUGUUCAGGAAGAAAUGUUUCACUAGUUCAGAUUGUUACCUCUUCAAAUCAGAUUACUCUUUCCUCCUAUUGGAGUAAUUCUGAUCAAAUUGUAUUGAAUCAUUGUUAUCAUGUGAAGGAUGAUUAUCAUCUGUGUCAAUUUUCAUCAGCAUUAACACCAAGCAGUGUUGUUGUAUGUAUUAAAUUAGAUGAUGAUAUUCAAGAUGAUGAUGAAUUUGAUUUGGCUAUUAAUUUUGAUAUUGAAAGUUGUACUUCUUUUGAUUUUCAAGCAAAGUGUCGUCUUGAUUCGGGAAGUGUUGUUGGUAUGAUUGUUGAAAUCAAGUAUCCGGGUGAUAAUUCAAUCCGAUUGAGAAAUUAUGCUAUUGCUGCCUUGAUUAUUCUCAUCAUGUUGUGUAUUUGUUGUUUGAUAAGUGCUGCAAUGGCUGUCUAUUGUUGUCUUAUUAAGAGAAGAAGGGAGAAGUUGAAUCAACCAUUCAAUAAUAAUGCAAAUACUUAUAACGAGGAUGAAAUUGAUUCGUCAUCAAGAAGAGAACGAACAAGUGUUGAAAUGACGAGUCAGAAUAAUGAAGAUGAUGAGUAA